This is a messenger RNA of Cuscuta campestris, 655 nucleotides long. NCBI's taxonomy places the organism in Eukaryota, Viridiplantae, Streptophyta, Magnoliopsida, Solanales, Convolvulaceae. The record is from the annotation of a GenBank genome assembly.
ACAUCAAAACAACCAAACCAAUCCAACAAUUAAAAAUUUAAAAAUAGAGAUAUCCGCACCGACUCAGAUUUAGAAAAUAAAAAAAAAAAAAGCUAAACUAUGGUAAAAUUAAUCCCGAGACUUAGUUCGCGUCGGAAUGGACGUAUUCGUUUACGUAAAAAUACACGUAAAAUCUCACAAGGAGUAAUUCAUAUUCAGGCCAGUUUACAGAAUACUAUAGUCACUGUUACAGAUGUACGAGGGCGCGUAGUUUCGUGGGCUUCUGCAGGUAGUGCCGGAUUCAAAGGAACUACAAGACGGACGCCGUUUGCUGCGCAAACGGCAGCAACAAAUGCUAUCCGUACAGCAAUAAACCAUGGUAUGCGUGAAGCAGACGUGUUAAUAAAAGGCCCUGGGCUUGGAAGAGACGCAGCAUUACGAGCGAUUCGUCGAAGUGGUAUACGAUUAGAGUUGAUACUGGAUGUCACUCCUAUGCCACACAAUGGCUGUAGACCUCCGAAAAAACGACGUGUAUAGAGAGAAAAAAAUCAUUUAUUACUCAAAACUCAAUAAAUCCUAGGAUGUGAUAAAAAAUCCCAGUUUCUAUUGCUGGGAUACUCAAAUGGAAAUGAAAACAGCUAGUAAAUGCUUUUCCUAUGGGCAACUUAAUGAAAGG